AUGUCGCUCACCUACGCGACAGUCCCACUUCAAGUCAAGGGUGUCAACCUCAACCUAGCUACAAUCCACACGCUCAAUGCCGAGCCACCCAUUCUUUUCCUCCACGGCUUUGGAUCAUGCAAAGAAGACCUAGCAGAUCUCGUGAUUCAUCCUGCUCUACAAAAACAUGACUUCAUUGCCUUUGACGCCCCAGGGUGUGGCCACUCGACCAGCGACAAUCUUUCCGCCACCGAUAUCCCGUUCCUAGUCGCCACGGCAGAAGCCGUUCUUAAUUACUUCCAAAUCACCAAAGUCCAUCUCAUGGGUCAUUCAAUGGGUGGCCUCACAGCUCUCAUACUCGCACAUCAAAACCACGACCGAGUCCUCAGCUUCGUUGAUAUUAAGGGCAACCUCGCCCCAGAAGAUUGCUUUCUUAGCCGGCAAAUCUUCACUUUCUCCGCGGAUGAUCCGGAGGCAUUCUUCGACGAGUUCAUCGAUCGUACCAGAAAGGCUAAAUCCUACGCAAGUCCCUUGUACGCAAGCACUCUGCGUGCGCGAGUACGAGCGGGCGCUGUACGACCUAUCUUCGAGUCUAUGGUGCACUUAUCCGAUCAUGGGGAUUUGAUGGAUAAGUUUUUGGGACUUCCAUGUCCGAAGAUGUUUAUGUUUGGCGAGGAGAAUCGUGGAUUAUCGUAUUUGGGUCGUUUGGAGGAGGAGGAGGGGGUGGAAUUGGCGAUGAUUGAGGGGAGUGGGCAUUUCCCUAUGUAUUCUAACCCGGUGGAGAUGUAUCGUCGAAUUAGUGUAUUUUUGGAUAGACUUCAAUAG
Penicillium daleae is the source of this 804-nucleotide messenger RNA. RefSeq names its product alpha/beta fold hydrolase. The record is from RefSeq and is a predicted model, not a curated record. NCBI's taxonomy places the organism in Eukaryota, Fungi, Ascomycota, Eurotiomycetes, Eurotiales, Aspergillaceae. The transcript has a single exon. Bases 1 to 804 code for a protein of 267 amino acids.